AUGCCGAGCGGCGGGGGCAGUGGGAUUUCAGGAGGCGGCGAAAGCAGCUCGGUCGCAGCCGACUACAGACUCCGGUGGCUGCUGAUAGAGAGGUCGUGGUGUGGCGGAUUUGCUGAGCGAACUGAAAGCGCCUUCUCCAAAAUUGCAGAGAGAAUUGAGUUGGAAGCUUCUGUGAUUUUAAAAGAACAAGAAAGGCACAUUCUUCAUGAAACCUACAAGGAAACCACUGGAUGCAGGAGCAGGAAAGGUCCUAGACAUGGAUACUUGGCAAAGUAUCCGACCCGAAGCCAACUUAUGAAUGAACGAAUUGAAGAGCAAGCUCGUGCAUCUGCAUUAGCAGCAGCAGCCCAACAGAAGAAUAGUGAGAUGCAAGCUGAGGUAGAGAAGUUAAAAGAAAAGCUUACCAUUCAAGCCGCUAAGAGGGAGAGCGACAAGGAAAAAAUUCAGCAGCUGCAACAUCAACUGGAGAGUACAAGUAGCAAGAUUAGAGAAGAACUAAGGCAAGAGUUUUUUUCACUAAUCAAACAACACAAUCAAGCACCGCCUUUGACUGUACCAGAUAGUGUAUUGUUGAGCAAACAGAAGAGUAUCCAACCUAGUCGCCUCACUCGCAGCGCCAACAGAUCACUUUUCCCAAAUGAUAAAGAUAGUAAUGAGACGGUGACAUUUAUUACAUCACAAACACUACAAUGCAGAAAGAAAGGAGGAAAGGAAGAUCAACCUUGA
Molecule: messenger RNA, 726 nt
Organism: Miscanthus lutarioriparius
Lineage: Eukaryota; Viridiplantae; Streptophyta; Magnoliopsida; Poales; Poaceae
Source: the annotation of a GenBank genome assembly